UGUUUGUUUACAUUUUUCAUUGCGCACAUGAACUUAUUUCUGUACAUAGUUUAUUACGCCAUAUAAUUAAGAAGUUGCAUUCUAAUUGUUUAAAAUGUGAUUAAAGGACUCUAACGAUGCGAACGUCUGUCGAAGAAACUUUUGUCUCAACUAUUUUGUUCUGUUAAAAUUGUUUGUUACGAAAUGGAUCCCAGCCGGCCAAAAUCAAGGAGCAGACGCAGAACAAUCACCAUUGUUGACCUGCCUGAAGGAUUUGAAGAUCGGAAAACGAUUCGACAACACUUCUCUCAGUUUGGCCAUGUUACACGUGUCACCGUAAGUGAUGACUAUUCCUCAGCCAAUGUUUACUUUAAAACAGAAGAAGAUGCCCGCAAUGCAGUUGAAAAGGGUGAAGUUUGGCGUGACGAAUUACUCACCAUAGCUGAAGCUCAUUCUCUUGAUCCUCGAAUGUUCUCCCUUGAAGAUGGUCGAAGUUACGAAGAUUUAGACCUAGAGUUAUUGGAGGAUGAUGAUGAAAAAGUUUUUGGUGACUGCGCCAAAAAUGAUGUUUUUGCUCCGCCCUUGCACAACUACAAGGCAGAUGAGAAAAAAUCCUUAAAGAGAAUCAGAAGCUCGCGUAAGUUGAUGAUGGAACACCUAGGUGCCCCUAAAAUCAAACGACCUUCAUCAAGCAUUGUAGAUCUUACCAACAAUAAGCCAGUAGAUCAUCCGGAUCUCUCUUCUGGGCAUAGAAUUCAGGUUUCAGGGGAAACGAGGAUGAAGAUAACCUUGCCUUCUGCUAAGUUAACAAAACCUAAGCAAGCUAAAGUGUCGAAAAGUGAAUCAGGCACAAAGAAAAAAGAGAGCAAAAUGAGUCCCAAAGAUUUCAAGUAUCUAGUGGCCAAAAGUUUGAAAGAUAAAUUCACUAUUUUAAAUGAGAGGGAUAAAUGGUUGAAAAAACUCUUGGCCAAAAGCUCAACAUCCAAGUCAACUUUAAAAGGCACUUGUCCAGACAUGUGUCCUGAAAAAGAGAGAAUAAUGAGGGAUUACCGCACCCUGUUCUCCAUCUUUGAAGCAGAAGGUAAAGAAAUGAUCCAUGAGCUAGCAAUCAAAGAAUACUCCAGAAGCUCUGCCGACCAAGAGGAACCUCUGCCUCAUGAAUUACGCCCUGCCCCUGUGUUGACCAUGACAAUGUCUUAUUUAAUCAACUACAUUAUCCCUGAAAUCGACAACUCCAACCUGAAAGAAUCAGUGUCCGAGUGGUUUGAUUUUUGUUGGGAUCGUCUUCGAGGCAUCCGCAAAGAUAUCACCCAGCAGCAGUUAUGCGAUAUAUCUAUUGUAUCCAUCAUUGAACAGUGUGCUAGAUUCCACAUCGCAUGUUAUGACCGUUUGUACGGUCUUGAAAUGAAAAUAUUCGAUCAAAAAAUCAAUCGAGAAAAUAUCAUGAACUGUCUCUCUUCUUUGAACCACCUUUAUGAUUCUCUAUCAAGCACAGGCGCUUGUACAAACGAAGCUGAAUUCAAAGCUUACCAAGUUCUUCUCCAGUUAAGCAGCAGUGAUAUUUUGUGGGAAUUCCAAAAUUUCCCUCAGCAUAUUCAAGCAUCAGAAGAACUUAAAGUAGCUGUCAAAGCCUAUCUCCUGUUCUCCUCAAGAUCCUAUGCUCAGUUUUUUGACUUAGUUGAAAAGACUUCCUAUCUAAACAGUUGUUUGCUGCAAACAUAUUUCCCAAUUAUUAGAGAAACUGCUCUCAUUAUUAUAAUCAAAGCCUAUUCUCCUCCCAUGAAAGUAUUCUCACUGAAUGCUGAUUUUGUUAAGCAGUCCCUGAGAUUAGGCAAUGCAGAAUUACAGCAGUUUUGCCAAAAUGAUGGCAUUGGCUUCAACUCUGAGUCGAAUGAAGUCAUAAUUAAUCGUGAUGAAUUCUUUGCUCGCGAUACACUUUUUAAUUUCGAUGAAUCCUCCUUUAUUGUUCUCAACAAGCGGGAAGCCCUUUCAUACGCUGUUGUAAAGAGUAGAGCCCUGCCCCCGUAUGAAAAACACAAAGUUCAUAGUAGUUUUGAUGAUGAGGGUAAAUUAAAUAAACUGGCCUAUCAAGCUAUUGAUCAAGAAAUGAAACUGAAGCAGGAUUUUGACUUCUCUUAUCGACCCUUGCUGGAACCCUCAGAAAUGAGGUAUGAUUCAGACUCGGAUGUUCAAAUAAUUUCUGACGAUGAAGACCCAAGGAAGUUCAGUGAUGAUGAUAGUUCAUAUGCAAAAAUAGAUAUUGAUAAUGAAUCUGAACUUAAUCAUCCUGAUGCUGCCAAUCAAGGUAGUAAGUAUAAUGUGGAUGCAGUUAUAAAAGAGGAUAGUUCCCUAGAAGCUUUGGAAGAGGCUCGAAGACGUCUAAUACGAAACCUAGAAAAAGAAAAGCACCUCGAAGAUUUGAUAAAAAAAGAAAAGGAAUGGAAAAUGAAGGAAGCAGAGGAGCAGAGAAAAACAAGACUUCGAAAACUAGAAGCAGAAAAACAGAGGGAAGCUCUCAAGAAGGAGCAAGAAAUGGAGAUGAAGAAGGAACUGGAAGUCCAAAAAUUAAAAGCUUUGAUGAGAGAUAAACAACGCAUGGAAGAGGAAGCGCGGAUGACUAAACUUCAAAGAGAAUUGGAUAUCAAAAGAAUGGAAGAAGAAGUGCGAAGGAGAAUGAAUGAAGAAAACCUUAUGAAGCAGAGGCUUUUGGAAGAGCAGCGGAGACAAGAGGAAGAGAGGCGAAGACAAGAAGAAGAGAAGAAAAAACAAGAAGAAGAAAGACAAAGACUAGAAAGAGUAGCCAUUGAGCAGGAGAGAAUGCGUCAGCAGGAAAUCGAAAGGCAAAGGAGAAUUUGUGAAGAGGAAGAAAAGCAAAGGCGGUUAAGAGAAGAACAACGGAAAAUAAAAGAAGAGCAAGAGCGUUUGAGGAGAAUGAAAGAAGAGGAAAAACGAAAGGAGGAAGAGGCAAGAAGAAGGAAAUUGGAAGAAGCUGAGAGACAACGAAAGCUGAAAGAAGAGAUUCGUCGGCAGCAUUUGUUGAAAGAAAAAGAUGAGGAAUUGAAAAUUCUUAGAAACUACCUCGGGAUGCGUUUAAAAGCUUUGUCCGUUAGACAUUAUGCUAAAACUUGGAAGAGAAAAAUUGAUAAAAUUCGCCAAGCAAAGAUUGAUUUUCCAGCCUUGGUGAGGAUGACGGCAGAUGAAAAUUUAGCUCUUUGGGGAACGGUCGGGAAUCGAACGAGUGUUCCGUGUAUAAGAACAAGUGAAAGGAUCAACAGAUUAAAAUCAACAGGAAAAGUAAUUUGUAAAUUGAACCAAAGCAAACUUGAUGUACCAUUUGUUGGAGAUAUUUUAGCAGAAAAAGUCGUAGAUGAAAAUUUAAAAAUGAACAAGUCGUUUCAGUUCCUGUUUUGUAAGUUAGUUUUUUCUCUUCCCCCAAGAGAUCGUUUUGAUGAAAAUCUAGGUACAUUUCUGAAACAAUCAUUGAGCAGUGCCCUGCUUCCAAAAGGAUGUAACUUUUCUGAAGGCUUCUCCGUCAUUACCUCUCACAAUAUCCCAGUUUUUAUGUCAAUAAACAUGAUGCAAGGCUCAAACGAUUCCAGUAGCUGUCAUGGCAUGAAUGGCCUUGUCAUAUUUUCUCAGAAUGAAAGUUACGAUGAAUUGAAAACACGCAUUUGCAAGACCCUUAGUUCCUUAAAAUGUUCAGUUCCAAUACCUUUAAUUAUUACAACCAUAGAUGAAGUUAUAAAUUCAAAGGAACUAAUAAACUUCUUGGAUUUAUUGAAAAAGGACAGAGUCUUGAUCUGCUGGGAAUUUUAUAAUUGGACUAAUUGGGCUGGUUUCUGCAAAAAUUUCCUUUCUUCCUUCUCAAAAUUUAUUCUGUCAUCAGGAAACUUUACCGUAAAUAGCUUUUGCUUUUUAAUGAAAAAUCUUGUAGAUGAAUUUUUCAGUCUUUACCGCAAAAAUGGAGAAUCUAGCACGCCAGUUGCUAUCAUUCAGAUGUAUAAUAAGUUUUUAGCAGUUAUUUCUCAUUAUUUAGUCAAUUUCAAGUACCAAGAUAUACCCUCUGAAUUUGAACCUCUGCUUGUGAAGAGUUGCUGUCGAGUAGUCUGUUCCGAAAAACCUGAUUUGAGUAAUAACGUAAAUAAAUUGGAGAAGCUUCUCGAUUCUUUGCGACUGGAAGAUUUCAAAGAAGAAGUCCCAAAAAAUGUUAGAGGUUUGUUGGACUUGUUAGAAAAUCAUUGUCAUGGUAAGACACCUUUAUUCGGUCAGAUCGUCAGACUGUUAGAGCUAAACAAUGAUGAUGAUAAAGAUUUUCAAACCUUUUUAAAAAGAGUUUCAUGGAUUAGUAUCAUAGAAUUACUAGCCCAAGAAAAGUUAGAAAUUUUAAAAAAGACUGGAAACAACGAUUUCGUUGUUUUUAGGAUGAAAGAUCUCCUAGAAUUAACUCAUAAGCUGUAAUGAUAGCUCAUAUUCAGCAUAGAUUUCCUUUUGCAAUAGGUAUCUAGUAAUAAAUGCUCAUUGUUUUCAUUAAAGACUCAUCAUCAGUAAUGGGCUAAGUGCCAAAAAAAUUGUGUUAGAUGUAACGUUUCGUUCUGAACCUCAGGGAAAACCUACUGCACUCUGCGCCAAGUGCCAUCAACAAUAGAGGAGUGAGUAUAUUGUAUAAUAUCCGGAAGACAGUGUGUUCUGCAGCAAUUUUCAAAAUUAUAAAUGUGAAUAAAUCAUAAUCAUCUUUUCUGCACUUAGCCUGUUUUUAAUAAUAAGUCUCCAGUGGUCAAUUACAAGAGCUAAAUCGUGAAUCUUUAAUAUCUUUUGUUAGUCUGGGAUUCCUUUUAAUUUUAUUUUUUUCAAGAGCCUCCCAGGAUAAACCAUUUUCAUCAUUAACUCCCAUUUUUAAUUAUUAUGUAAAACCUAAUUUUGACACAUUGACACGUCCCUCAACAUUGUUCAAGUCCCAGGAAAAAAUCAUGGUACCUACAUCCUCUGAAAAAUCUCAGAAACCUAGCGGUAAUGGAAGUUAGCGAUUGAAUUUUUUGUGACAAUUCUCUUCUCAGGCAGGACUAAAAUUUUCAUACUGAAGUUUGUAUCACCUACUUCCAAAUACUUGAGUUGCAUUUAUAUCAAUAGAGCUUUUUGUAAUUAUUUUUUCAAAAAAUUUUGUUACGUUUGUCCUAUUCAAUCAACUUUGUUAAAUAAACAAUUUUGUUCAUACA
Messenger RNA from Bemisia tabaci, 5192 nucleotides. NCBI's taxonomy places the organism in Eukaryota, Metazoa, Arthropoda, Insecta, Hemiptera, Aleyrodidae. The record is from RefSeq and is a predicted model, not a curated record.